Alosa alosa (allis shad) is the source of this 551-nucleotide messenger RNA. RefSeq names its product NHP2-like protein 1. The transcript is spliced from 3 exons. NCBI's taxonomy places the organism in Eukaryota, Metazoa, Chordata, Actinopteri, Clupeiformes, Clupeidae. The annotation marks the transcript as partial. The record is from RefSeq and is a predicted model, not a curated record. Gene Ontology annotation, molecular function: RNA binding. Gene Ontology annotation, cellular component: box C/D methylation guide snoRNP complex; small-subunit processome; nucleolus. Gene Ontology annotation, biological process: maturation of SSU-rRNA; mRNA splicing, via spliceosome; ribosome biogenesis.
GGAUUAUGACACACCGUGUUCGGACACGCCCCUCAACUGACGAUUCUGAAUCGUUCUGAACCAUACCCGGGAACUGCAGUGUGCGUGUGUGCUCUCAACAGCAGGAAAGUGGCAUUUCCCUCCUUAUAUUAUUAUUAUUUUUUUUUUUUUUUUACAAAUCAACGUUAAGAACAAAUUCUGUCCUCCGUGAAGCACACGCCGAGAGGACUGCAUAAGACUUAUACAUUUUACCUACUACGAAGUUAGUGAAUAUGACUGAACCAGAGGUGAAUCCAAAAGCCUAUCCGCUUGCUGACGCAACGCUGAGUAAAACAAUACUGGAUCUUGUACAGCAAGCUUCCAAUUAUAAGCAACUGCGGAAGGGGGCUAAUGAAGCCACCAAAACCUUGAACCGAGGUAUUUCGGAGUUCAUUGUGAUGGCUGCAGAUGCGGAACCACUGGAGAUAAUUCUUCACCUGCCACUUUUGUGUGAGGAUAAGAACGUCCCGUAUGUAUUCGUGCGCUCAAAACAGGCUCUGGGACGAGCCUGCGGAGUCUCCCGACCAGUCAUC